AUGGCAGCAGACAGCAACAUGGCUCCUGACGAAAAGCCGAGCACUACUCCUGCGAAAAGGGCCGUCCACAAGAUCCGAAUGGCCAGCCUAGUCUUCAGCUUGGCGCGAGGUUGGCAGCAGUGGGCAUCUGACCACCAUAUAAAGCAAGCCCAAGAGCCCUCUGGAUGGGUCCCCCCUGAAGAAGACUCAUCAGCUCAGCCUGUACAAGAAAGACCCUUUGAGAAAUGGCCUAUUCCAUCUGUCAAGGGGGACCAAGGAAAAGAUGAUGAAAAAUCCUCAGCAAAGGAAUCAGUGACAAUAAGAGAGGCUGAAAAAAAUUCAAGGGAAUCAGAUGAAGCCCUCAAAAAGUUCAACAUUAAAAGCAAAGAGGUGACCAAAACAGUUGUCAGCAAAGCCUAUGAACGAGGAGGUGAUGUUAGCCUCCUCAGUGAAAGAUAUGAGAAUAAUAGUAGCUCAGAAAUGCCCAAGCUCAAAGAAGAAUCAAGUGCUAUUGACAAAAUUCUUAGUGGCAAAUUAUCUCCAACCAUAAGGAGAAAGUGUUCAAAUGUGGUAUCAGAGCUGACCAAGGGCUGGAAACAGAUGGAACAAGAGGACAAAGAGGGGACUAAGGAAGAACUCCUGCUUAAGUGUCAUGAUGACAGCCUGGAUGCAGAGGACAGCGGGUACGGGGAAGCAGAAGACAAACCCGAGCAAGGAGACAGUGACCGAGAGGUGAUGGCUGUGCGGAUUAAACGACCUGUGCCAUCUUUCGCAAGCAGGUUCAGCGAAGAAGCAAGCACCAAAGCCCAGAGGAAAUACAGCCCCGUUAACAGCCUGAAGGACAGGUGGCAAGAAUGGGCCGACCAGCACAUCAUAACGCAGAAGCUGAAUCCCUUCAGUGAGGAGUUUGACCACGAGCUGGCCAUGUCCACGCGCCUCCACAAAGGAGAUGAAGGCUACGGUCGUCCAAAGGAAGGAACCAAAACUGCCGAAAGAGCCAAGAGAGCCGAGGCCCACAUCCAUCGGGAGAUUAGGGACAUGUGCUUCAUCAUUGAAUCAAUGGCUAAGCCACGACCCGACGGCAAGAUCCAAGUCACUUUUGGGGAACUCUUCGACAGAUACGUUCGUAUUUCAGAUAAGGUUGUUGGGAUUCUCAUGAGAGCCAGGAAACAUGGGCUGGUGGACUUCGAGGGAGAAAUGUUAUGGCAAGGAAGGGAUGAUAAUGUCAUAAUUACUUUAUUAAAAUAA
Molecule: messenger RNA, 1227 nt
Organism: Charadrius vociferus (killdeer)
Lineage: Eukaryota; Metazoa; Chordata; Aves; Charadriiformes; Charadriidae
Gene: ABRA
Product: actin-binding Rho activating protein
Exons: 2
Coding region: 1-1227 (408 amino acids)
Biological process (GO): positive regulation of Rho protein signal transduction; positive regulation of transcription by RNA polymerase II
Cellular component (GO): sarcomere
Molecular function (GO): actin binding
Source: RefSeq, a predicted model, not a curated record